UGUGGUUGGCUGCAGUCUCUAAAAAGGUUCAAGCUAUUUUUUUACAGCUUAGUGUCUGUGGCUCCGUAAUUAAUUGUAGCUAGCUGUCUCAUAUCGACGUGUUUUUAAGGAACAUGAAAUAGUUGUUGUGUUUUUUAAUUAGAGGAGUCUGCCAGAGCUAGAGAUUUGAAGUCCAACUGCUGCUGCUGCUGGUUGUUGCUACUCUGUCUUUACUUGUGAUGUUGGAUAUGGGAGAAAGGAAAGAAGUCAAAAUGAUUCCUAAAUCAUCGUUCAGUAUAAACAGUCUGGUUCCCGAAGCCGUGCAAAGCGACAACCACCACCAACAACACCACCACCAGCACCACAGAGUGGUGCAUGAGGAAGAGGAGAAGACUCCUUUACCUGUCCAAGCACAGGAGCAGAAGUCGGAGAACACUUGCGCUAAAAGUGACAAUUCAUCCCACGACUCCUCGUGCACCGACGAGAAGGACAAGCAGGAAGAGAAACGGGACUCGAAGGAGGGCGAAGGAGGCAAAGAAGGCGACAAGAAAAACGGCAAGUACGAGAAACCUCCUUUUAGCUACAACGCUUUGAUUAUGAUGGCUAUCCGGCAGAGUCCGGAGAAGCGGUUAACCCUUAACGGCAUUUACGAGUUCAUUAUGAAAAAUUUCCCGUAUUACCGGGAGAACAAGCAGGGAUGGCAGAAUUCCAUCAGACACAACCUGAGUUUGAACAAAUGUUUCGUCAAAGUGCCCCGGCACUACGAUGACCCCGGGAAGGGGAACUACUGGAUGCUUGACCCCUCCAGCGACGACGUGUUCAUUGGCGGCACAACGGGCAAACUUCGGCGGAGAUCGACCACUUCUAGGGCAAAGCUGGCGUUUAAAAGGGGCGCGAGGCUAACUUCCACCGGACUGACAUUUAUGGAUAGAGCUGGCUCUUUAUAUUGGCCCAUGUCGCCGUUCCUCUCGCUCCACCAUCCGAGAGCGAGCAGCGCGUUGAGUUACAACGGCACGUCCUCGGCUUACCCUAGUCACCCGAUGUCCUAUAGCACAAUGUUGACUCAAAACAGUUUGGGGAGCAAUCACUCUUUCCCUGCCUCCAAUGGCUUGACUGUUGACAGACUCGUGAAUGGAGAGAUUCCGUACGCCACACACCACCUCACAGCGGCCGCUUUGGCCGCCUCUGUGCCAUGUGGGCUCUCCGUGCCCUGCUCCGGGACGUACUCUUUGAAUCCGUGUUCAGUGAACCUGCUGGCGGGCCAGACCAGUUACUUCUUCCCCCACGUCCCUCACCCAUCCAUGACCUCCCAGAGCAGCACGUCCAUGAGCUCCAGGGCCGUCUCUUCCUCCUCCCCGCAAACGGCCUCCUCUCUCGCGUGUGACUCCUUAAGGCCUUCCCUUACUAGUUUUUCCUCCGGACUUUCCAGCGGACUUUCUGACUACUUCACACAUCAGAAUCAAGGGUCAACAUCAAAUCCACUUAUACACUAACUAGCAUCCACAGGAUCAGACUACUUUGAGGGGAACACCAACACCCCCCAAAUUUAUGUUGUGGUCAAUCAACAUGAGUUCAUCUUGAACUUUUACCUUUGGUUAGCUACAUCCUUGGGUCUGGAGACACAUGCAUGGUUUCCCAAUAAAUCUGUCCUGUCUUUAUAAUUUGCAAAUGUACACAAUGGUGUCCCUCCAUGGUACAUCGUUCUAACACAGAACAGCUAAACUACACAUACCACCUUCUCACAUGCUGAAUGUGUUCAGGGGACACAAAGCCUAGCCUCACUCUUCUCAUUAUCUUAAUCUACUGCUUUCACCUGUGCCCAGCUCCAGCAGGAACACUCUCAUAUAUCGACCUGCUGGCCACAAAGAGCCGCCGCUCCACCGCUAAAGCCCAGUAAGCGAUACCUCAGGGUGUCAUACUGAAAAUUAGGCUUGGAUUCAUCCAGGGAGUCUUGCGAGACCACAGGAGAAGUCUUUAUUCAAAACAGAUGUGCUGCAAUACACCAGGCCCGUGCAAUGCGUGUCUGUUUUCAGACAGCUAAUCUGCGAGUAGCAGAGACAAAUAAUGAAUCAAAUGCGUUUGGAGUUUUUGUGAGGUCACGGGUGGGAGGGGGUUCAACAGGGUUUGGGUCAGGGUGGAUAGAAGACAUGCGGCAAGUGGAACAUCAUCAAAAGCUUUGUUUUAUUAGACUGCAUUUUAUGUGUAUGUGAACUGAUGCUGUGUUGUCUGCAAUUAUUGCAAAGCCCUGAUCAUUACUCUUGCUGCAAACACACAAGAAGCACCUGCACCACAGUAACAAAGCACCUGUGCGGUUAUCAUGCAAUGACAAUCAUAUGCUGCAUGUAAUGGAAGGAGGGACCAGUAUGUCAUAAAGACCACUAAUGGAAUAACAUCAGUAAGAAUAGUGUACAUCUGUCAUUCAGCCACUGAAAUACAUCUGAUUAGAGAGUAAUUAAGUGACCUGCAAAGCCCUAUGUGACAGAUUCAUAUAUAUACCUGACAUCUCAGAGGUGUAACUGGUAUCAUGAGGGCAAAAGAUUUAGCACGAGUGUCUAUACAGAGAAGAAUAUUUAUGAAAACUGAUGACACCAUUGACAGCCACACUUAGGCCUACUGUUACCAACUGUAAGAAUAUGAACAGACAAGCAAACAAGCAACAAUGGCCUGUAAUUGAAAAACUGUGCAUCCCACCAGAGGACAGAAUGAAUGUUUUGAGCUUUCAUUUCAAAGCAUUUGUCUUAAAUCAGUUGAGUCAGCCUCUAAUUAUGUAAAAUAUGGAAAACAACGGAUAUAAUAGGCUACCUAAAAAUAACGGGCUUUGUCUGCAGACGGAGUACAUGAAAGGUUGUCCAACAUGUUUCAGUUUCCAAGAACUCACAUAAAAAUGGAUUAUGAGGUUUUUGCUUUGUACUGGUAAGAUAAAGGUUGUUAGCAUUGCUUUUCAUGCAAGGUUGCCAUGCAUAAACAUUUACGAUGUCUCAGACACUAUCAUUUAAAUAUGUUGCAUUUAUAUAAAUAUGGUUAAUAUAAAUAUCUUGAUGGAUGAAUCAUAACAGCAUGUAUUGUAAUUUGCCAGGGGUUAACAGUAGGUGAUUUAGUGAGCUUUGUAUUUGUUGUAUAUACUUGCUAUAAAUAAAAAUGUGAGGUUA
Molecule: messenger RNA, 3128 nt
Organism: Carassius auratus (goldfish)
Lineage: Eukaryota; Metazoa; Chordata; Actinopteri; Cypriniformes; Cyprinidae
Gene: foxg1a
Product: forkhead box G1a
Exons: 2
Coding region: 219-1472 (417 amino acids)
Biological process (GO): regulation of transcription by RNA polymerase II
Cellular component (GO): nucleus
Molecular function (GO): sequence-specific double-stranded DNA binding; DNA-binding transcription factor activity
Source: RefSeq, a predicted model, not a curated record